Lutra lutra (Eurasian river otter) is the source of this 1821-nucleotide messenger RNA. Lineage: Eukaryota; Metazoa; Chordata; Mammalia; Carnivora; Mustelidae. The record is from the annotation of a RefSeq genome assembly.
AUCAACCUGUUCACUUCAUCAAUCCUUGUGACAUUACUCAUAUUAACCAUCCCCAUCAUGAUGACCAGCACCACCUUAUACACCAAUAAACUCUACCCCCAAUACGUAAAAACUACUACCUCAUACGCCUUUAUAAUUAGCCUAAUCCCCAUAAUAAUGUUUCUCUAUUCAGGCCAAGAUACGAUAAUCUCAAAUUGACACUGGAUUACAAUUCAAACGAUAAAACUCUCACUCAGCUUUAAACUCGACUACUUUUCAAUGAUUUUCGUACCAGUAGCGCUAUUCGUUACAUGGUCCAUUAUAGAAUUCUCAAUGUGAUAUAUACACUCAGACCCCUACAUUAACCGAUUCUUCAAGUACCUACUCCUUUUCCUCAUCACUAUAAUAAUCCUGGUCACCGCCAACAACAUAUUUCAACUAUUUAUCGGGUGAGAAGGAGUAGGCAUUAUAUCAUUCCUACUCAUCGGCUGAUGGUACGGACGGACAGAUGCCAACACAGCUGCACUACAAGCCAUCCUCUACAACCGUAUUGGAGACGUAGGGUUCAUCCUAGCCAUAGCCUGAUUCCUAGCCAACCUAAACACCUGAGACCUCCAACAAAUCUUCAUGACCAACCACAAAAACCUAAGCAUCCCCCUUACGGGCCUAUUACUAGCAGCCACCGGAAAGUCCGCACAAUUCGGCCUCCACCCAUGACUACCCUCAGCCAUAGAAGGUCCAACCCCUGUAUCGGCCCUACUGCACUCAAGCACUAUGGUUGUCGCAGGAGUAUUCCUCCUAAUCCGAUUCCACCCCCUAAUAGAACAUAACAAGACCAUACAAACCAUCACACUGUGCUUGGGGGCAAUUACAACUUUAUUCACAGCAAUCUGCGCCUUAACACAAAACGACAUCAAAAAAAUUAUUGCUUUCUCUACUUCAAGCCAACUCGGACUAAUAAUUGUAACCAUCGGCAUUAACCAGCCCUACCUGGCAUUCCUUCACAUCUGCACGCAUGCAUUCUUCAAAGCCAUGUUAUUCAUGUGCUCCGGAUCAAUUAUCCACAGCCUAAAUGACGAACAGGAUGUUCGAAAGAUAGGAGGACUAUUUAAAGCGCUACCAUUUACCACCACUUCCCUAAUUGUUGGAAGCCUAGCACUCACGGGAAUACCCUUCCUAACGGGAUUCUACUCCAAAGACCUAAUCAUCGAGACCGCCAACACGUCGUAUACCAACGCCUGAGCCCUUCUAAUAACUCUCGUCGCCACCUCCAUGACAGCUGCCUACAGCACCCGAAUCUUAUUCUUCGCACUCUUAGGACAACCCCGCUUCAACCCUAUCAUCACAAUCAACGAGAGUAAUCCACUCCUAAUCAAUUCCAUUAAACGUCUCCUGUUCGGGAGUAUUUUCGCAGGAUUCCUAAUCUCCUACAACAUUACACCCACCACCACCCCACAGGUAACUAUGCCUCAUUACCUUAAAACUAUAGCCCUAACCGUAACUGUCUUAGGUUUCAUCCUGGCACUAGAACUUAACCUCACAACGCAGAACCUAAAAUUUAAAUACCCCUCGAACCUAUUUAAAUUCUCAAACAUACUAGGCUAUUUUCCCACCACCAUUCACCGCCUAAUACCUAAAGCAAACCUACUCAUAAGCCAAAAAUCAGCAUCAACACUACUAGAUAUAAUUUGACUAGAAAAAAUCCUACCAAAAUCCGUCUCCCAUUUCCAAGUAAAAUCCUCGAUCAUCAUUACUAGCCAAAAAGGCCUAAUCAAACUAUACUUCUUAUCAUUUAUACUAACCCUAGCCCUCAGUUUACUUAUACUUAAUUUCCACGAGUAA